CCAGUUCUCAUUUGGUAUGUUCCGCGUUGACGCGGGAUAUAGUUGAAUCCGUCAGAAUCAUAAAGUCGAGCUGUUUACCUUCAGGAGAAUAUUAAAUAGAUUGAGGAAGAUCAUGGAGCAGAAAUAUGAGGAAGAGAUUCAGAUGAUCCAGCAGGAAAUUGAAAUGCUGGAGGCUGAACAGGAGGAGACUUUACGGUCCAUUUUCAUACAGCAUGGAGAUCGACUACAAGAGGAACUAAAGUCAAUCUGUGAGGAAAGAGAAGGUGGAGGAGCACAUAAACGCGCCCUUUCAAAACUCCUCACGGAAGUCAGAGAACUGGAGAAAGACCUCAGACGACAGAAGGAAAUAAACGGGAUUGCUCUCAAUGAGUGUUUUGUGAAGACGUUACACAAAAGUGAAAGAAAACUUGUACAGCAGCUCAGACUUUCAGGUCACUGCAGUGUACUGUUGUUCCAGGUUGAAUUGGCCGUGACUGAGAUUCAGGAGGAUGAUGCUCUUCUCAGGAGAGUUACAGAGCUCAAUAUUGUUGUGGAUGGUGUUGAAUUUAAAGAUUUCUCUGCGUUUGUGUCCAGAAUGGAGGACACAAAAGAUCUUCUCUUGUUCUUCAGGACCUUGAGGACGUUCUCUGAGAGAUGUGAGGAAAGGCGCCAAACGUUUCAGCACUUUAAGGACAAGUACCCAGACGUGGUCAGCCUUCCAGAGGGAUGCAGAUCGGAGCUCAUGAUUAUACGAAGUCCUCAACUUCCCGGGAUCUCUGUGACCAUAUUCUGGAAGAUUGAUGUGUCUAAGGAAGGAGUGGUAAAACCAACGCUUGAGCUCUUGCUGAAAAUGCCAGAUCAGGCUCGAGAGCUGGACACCAAAAAAGUGAUGGAAAACGGCUCGGAUUACUUUCAGAGCCUGCUGCGGAUUCUCGGGGUGGAAGCGUCAAUUGAGGCCUUGAUAAGAACCGUGUGUUUGUGAGAAGUCAUAAAACAAGCCAACAUUCAUGUCAUCAGAACUUCAUAUCUAAUCAUUUUAUUUGAUAUAAACACCUGUACAAUCACCCGUUAGGAACUACAUAUUGAUGCCAUCUGUAAGUGUCAAUCAUUUUUACACAUGAUAUGCCCACACUGUAUGUAAAUAUACAUCAUUAGACAAGAGCUAGAAAAAUAAAUAAUUUUAAAUACAAAA
Molecule: messenger RNA, 1171 nt
Organism: Rhinichthys klamathensis goyatoka
Lineage: Eukaryota; Metazoa; Chordata; Actinopteri; Cypriniformes; Leuciscidae
Gene: cenpp
Product: centromere protein P
Exons: 9
Coding region: 113-961 (282 amino acids)
Biological process (GO): CENP-A containing chromatin assembly
Cellular component (GO): chromosome, centromeric region; nucleus
Source: RefSeq, a predicted model, not a curated record